AUGCAGAAGUUUCAGCAUCGGAGCCGUCUGUCUGGAGACUUGAAUGAUGCUGACUGUUCCCUGGUUAUUGACAACAUCACACAGGAAGAUGAAGGGCCAUAUUAUUUCAGGAUUGAGUUUGCCGGAAAUGAUUGUUACAACUAUCAGCCUGUCACGCGGCUCCGUGUCUCUGAUUUCACAGAUAAACCCAUGAUAUUCGCUGCAGAACUUGUUGAAGGAAAGUCUGUGACCAUAACCUGCAUCUUCAACACCACAUGUGAUGGAACUUCACCCAACUUAACCUGGGUCACCCCCACGGAUGUACCACCAUCAGUCUCAAGCAGUGUAACUCGGUGGCACAACACUCUGACAUAUACUUCUGUCCUGACCAUGACCCCAGCGCACAAACACCACGGGCAAAAUCUCACCUGCAGAGUCAGAUACCCAUCAGUUUCAUCGGAGCAGACUCUCACACUAACUGUGCAGUAUAAGCCUGAGAUUUCUCGGGACUCAGGAUGCACUCGGACCCCCGAUGUCAUCACAUGUGUGUGUGCGGCCAGAUCAAACCCACCCGGAGAGCUCACCUGGCACCUCCCCCUCGCCAACCUCAGCGGGAACCAGACGCACGGUCGUUUCCAGACGUGGCAGGUGGCAGACGGGCAGCUGGUGACUAGCUCGCUGACGAUGGGUGUGGGCGAGGGAGAGGAGGAUGUGACCGCCUUCUGUACUGUCCAAAACCAACAUGGAGAGGUCAUGUUCGCAGUUUCCCAGUGGAUGACAGCUGAGGGAGAGUCGUCCAAGAUACUACUCAUCUCAUUGGCUGUAAGAGGAGUUCUUUUUCUUCUUGCAACAGUGGCUGUGAUUUGGUUAGUUAAAUCCUACUGGAAAACUGACAAGUGAGUAUUGGGAAACCUCCCAAAAAUUUCUGAAACCUCCUUCGGAACAUGUAAUUCUCCUUUUCUCUGUAAUGCCCUCUGGUCCCAACACACCCCUCCCAUCUCUGUUAUCUCCUCCAGCCCCUGCACUCCUCCCCGUCUAAGUCAGCCCCUCCACAGCUACACCCCCUCACCUGGACCCCAGCCUCUCUCAUUGCACCUUGCCCCAGUUAAAUGUUGUCCUCAAAUCUGUUCCUAGUCCAACCAGAAAUGUAGAAAGACCUGUGCCAACGGAUUUGUAUGAAAUGGUCUCGUACAGCAGCAGGAAAUGAGAUGA
Hypanus sabinus (Atlantic stingray) is the source of this 1191-nucleotide messenger RNA. RefSeq names its product sialic acid-binding Ig-like lectin 10. The transcript is spliced from 4 exons. The record is from RefSeq and is a predicted model, not a curated record. NCBI's taxonomy places the organism in Eukaryota, Metazoa, Chordata, Chondrichthyes, Myliobatiformes, Dasyatidae. Bases 1 to 879 code for a protein of 292 amino acids.